CCGCGCCCGCGCCCGCGCCCGCGCCGCAACCUGGAGGACGCGGCCUCGCCGCCCCUGGGCGCGGGGGACUCGGUGGCCGCCUGGGCUCCUCUGCCGACUCCUCCUCUUCAGCCCGUCCCAGCGCGGAGGACGCCUCAGGGGCUCGCUCGGGGCUCGCGGUGGCCCCCGCGGACUGACUGCGGGCGCAGGCGAGCUCACUGCACACGGUGCCCAAAUACCUUCAGUGAUUAUUACACCGAAUUUUUUUUUCAAGGACACUCUCCUGAAGAGACCAGAAAAGUCAGUUUUUGCAGAUAAUAAUCUUCAGUUAAUGGAAUUGUCACAGAGAAGACUACAUGUGUCUCAUGAAGCCUAGGAUAAGAGAACAUCUCCUACCAAGAGAAAUACCAGACUUGAAAAACUACAAAGGUUGAAUCUUCUCCAGCCUGCAAAGCAAGAAAAAUGACAGAUUGAUCCCCAAAGGCGAACUCUCCUCUGGGAUCCACUGACUGCUGUCGGAAGUUCUACUGUGCUCCAAAGAGCUUUCGGUUGGAUGACAAAGACACCAAGAACAGUGCCUCAAGACGACUGGACAGGGUACACCCCUCGAGGUAAAGAGGAUGAGAUUCCCUGCCGGAGAAUGCGGAGUGGCAGCUACAUCAAGGCCAUGGGGGACGAAGACAGCGGUGACUCCGACACAAGUCCCAAACCUUCCCCCAAGGUGGCUGCACGGAGAGAAAGCUAUCUCAAGGCUACUCAGCCGUCGCUCACAGAACUCACCACACUCAAAAUUUCCAAUGAGCAUUCCCCCAAACUCCAGAUCAGAAGUCACAGUUACCUGAGGGCAGUAAGUGAGGUUUCCAUCAACCGAAGCCUGGACAGCCUCGACCCUGCAGGCCUGCUCACGUCCCCCAAGUUCCGGUCCAGGAACGAGAGCUACAUGAGGGCCAUGAGUACCAUCAGCCAGGUGAGCGAGAUGGAGGUGAACGGGCAGUUCGAGUCGGUGUGCGAGUCGGUGUUCAGCGAGCUGGAGUCGCAGGCGGUGGAGGCGCUGGACCUGCCGCUGCCCGGCUGCUUCCGCAUGCGGAGCCACAGCUACGUGCGCGCCAUCGAGAAGGGCUGCUCGCAGGACGACGAGCGCCUGUCCCUGCGGUCCUCGUCCCCGCCGCGCACCGCCACCACCGUGAGGACCAUCCAGAGCAGCACCGGUGUCAUAAAACUGAGCUCUGCAGUUGAAGUGUCAUCUUGCAUUACAACAUAUAAGAAGACACCACCUCCAGUCCCACCCAGAACUACCACGAAACCUUUCAUUUCUAUCACAGCCCAGAGUAGCACAGAGUCUGCUCAGGAUGCCUACAUGGAUGGACAAGGCCAGCGAGGAGAUAUCAUCAGCCAGUCUGGACUGAGCAACUCCACGGAGAGCCUGGACAGUAUGAAGGCUCUGACAGCCGCCAUCGAAGCUGCAAAUGCCCAGAUCCACGGCCCUGCCAGUCAACACAUGGGCAGCAACCCUGCCACUGUCACCACCACCACCACCACCAUUGCCACCAUCACCACAGAGGACAGGAAGAAGGACCACUUUAAGAAGAAUCGAUGUCUGUCCAUUGGGAUACAGGUGGAUGACGCUGAGGAACCUGACAAGGCUGGAGAAAGUCAAGCACCCAGCAAGUUCCACUCCAUAGGAGUGCAAGUAGAAGAAGACAAGUGCUUCCGCAGGUUCACCAGGUCCAACAGCGUGACGACCGCAGUGCAGGCUGACCUGGACUCCCGCGACAAUCUGGGAAACUCUCUGGAGUCUGCAGAGGACGAUUCCUGCCCGGGGCCAAUGGCCAGACAGUUCUCCCGAGAUGCCAGCACGUCUACGGUCAGCAUCCAGGGCUCAGGAAACCACUACCACGCCUGUGCCGCCGACGGCGACUUCGACGCUGAUUUUGACCCUUCCAUCCUGCCACCCCCGGAUCCCUGGAUUGACUCCAUCACCGAAGACGCCCUGGAGGCCGUGCAAAGGUCGGUGUGCCACCGUGACGGCCACUGGUUUCUGAAGCUUCUUCAGGCAGAGCGAGACCGCAUGGAAGGCUGGUGCCAACAGAUGGAGAGAGAAGAGCGAGAAAACAACUUGCCGGAAGACAUCCUAGAGAAAAUCCGAACAGCAGUGGGCAGUGCCCAGCUUCUCAUGGCCCAGAAAUUCUACCAGUUCAGAGAACUGUGUGAAGAGAACCUGAAUCCCAAUGCUCAUCCAAGGCCCACCUCCCAAGAUUUGGCGGGAUUCUGGGACAUGCUGCAAUUGUCCAUAGAAAACAUUAGUAUGAAAUUUGAUGAACUUCAUCAGUUAAAGGCCAAUAAUUGGAAACAGAUGGAUCCUCUUGACAAGAAGGAGAGAAGGGCCCCUCCUCCAGUGCCCAAGAAGCCGGCGAAGGGCCCCGCGCCGCUGAUCCGGGAGCGCUCCCUGGAGAGCUCGCAGCGCCAGGAGGCCCGCAAGCGCCUGAUGGCCGCCAAGCGCGCCGCGUCCGUCCGCCAGAACUCGGCCACCGAGAGCGCGGAGAGUAUCGAGAUCUACAUCCCCGAGGCGCAGACCCGGCUCUGAGCGCACCUGCGCCCACCUGCGCGCACCUGGGCCCGCCCGCCCUGCCCUCUGGCUCCCAGCUCAGUGACUUCCACUGCAGUCUGUCCAUCUUGCAGAAGCUGCCCCCCCCACCUCCACCUUCCCCAGACACCCCCCAUCCCACGCCCCCCUCUGCUGCCCGGACCAGUCUGUCCAUGCUCUUCACCUGCCACCUCCCUGUACUGAUGCCUCAGACGGACAGCCAACCCUUUUUCUUUUCUGGGCACAAGCCAAACCCAGCCCGUAGGAACCCCCCCCUUUAGACCACUCACCAUCCUCAGUUCUCCCCAGCUAGUCUGUCUCUUAGAGCUCAGCAAUAUAAAACCAUAGGGUAUUUCAGAAAACCAGUAUUAUAGGGUGAUCCUUUUGGGACUUAACUGUCUUCCACAUGAAAGAAACUAGGACUCUGAGAACCUUUAUCCCCCCCCCAAACAGUGAUUUUUUUUUUUUUUCAUGUACUUUACUUCCAACCUCAGAGAUCACACCAUUGCACCAGAAUCCAUGAGUGACAAGUUCAGAGGGGGCAAAGACGGGCUGGGGGUGGGGGCCUGGCGUAUGAAGAGGACCGGGGAGAAGCAAAGUCCACAGGUGCAGGGGGAGAGGUCGAGGGAGGGGCCUGCGUCACUUACAGCUGCACAAACUGCCUCACUGUUACUUCAUGUCACUGCUUUGAAUGUUUCAAUCAGCAGAAGACUGUAAAUUUGAUCCUUCAGGGAAAUCAAUCUAUUCUGAAAGGCAAUAAAAAGCAGGAAGGAAAAGCAGAGUGGAGGAAGCACUGAUCGUUUAAGAUACUAGACAAAGGAUUUUUUUUUUUUUUGUCCUAUUACUAAGAACACUUUAGAGCUGAAUUUUUAUUGUACUCUGUAUAUUAUACUGUUGUGAUGUUGGGGAACUUCAACGGGGGGAGUGUUGAUCUUGUCAAUUUGUUAGUGUCCGUUGGGGAGGCCUACCUAAUUACAAAUAUAUAAGUAUACAUGUGCUGAGGACGUGCUACGAAUAACAGCCAAGCUUGUUUUCAGAGAGAGAUGGGAUUUUCCUGUCAUUCUUUUUGAAUGCAACACACCUGUCUAUUUUCACCUAGUCAUUAGUUCCUUCUCCUCUUAGUCUGCUCUCACGAUGACACAGACUUCUAUCCUUCACCAGCACCAGGAUUUGUGUCCUACGGCAGACAGAUCAAAUUCUCCGACCCAGUCAGUAGACAUGCUGCAUCACUCUAGAGCUGCCCCUGUCCCCUGGAGGUCACAGGCAGUAAGAAAAAGAAGCUUGACCUAUAAGGGUUCAGUUACCAUGAGGAGGAGGGGGAGUCGGGACUUAUAAAAGGCUGAAGGAAACCCAGGCUUCUGGCAGGUGAUGGUAAUCAGGUCUUAUAGUCAUAAGGAUGGAUAGGCAGUGUACUGGAGUCAUCGUUCAGUGCCCUGGUUCCUAAAAUUGAGAAUGUGGUGAUCUUAAAGUACUUACUGGCAUUUUAUGCCUAGCUCCCACAUUAAAGCAUUAAGAAUUACCAUUGGAAAAGGAAGCAUUUUUUAAAAUGCAUCAAAUAUGCUUUUCUUAUAAAAGAGAAGCUCUUCUUUUUAAUACACUAGCAUAGCCAGGUGCUAAUUUUAUUUUGUUUAUGAAAUUAAGAGAGGUGAUAGGUUCUGUCAGGUCUUUUCUUGGACAUAUACUAAAACCACUAGAGAAUUUGCUACCUCUCAGAGCCAUGGAUGCUUUGAGCUAUCUUUAUAAAUAGGGCACACGUGUUCACUGCUGUGGCUUACAAGGAAAGGGCUACUAAUUUAUCUCAAAACCAACCAACACCUACUGAGGGUGAGCAAAGAACCUAGUGCUUUGCAAACUGGAAUACAGAGAUUGUGAGCUUCAAGUAUCUACUUGGUAAAGGAAAAGAAAAAAGUACACCUUUUCGUUACUUUCUAGCAGCAAUGGAAAGUCACGCCAAAGUCUGCAUAAGUAGAACCAACUGCCACAUUGGGUAGCUUAUGGUCACAUUCAAUCCUGGAGAUGACUUGGAAUUGUCAGAUGCAUCUGCAAGGAGCCACACCCACUUGGAGACCCAUGUUCCCAACGACAGCUCUGUGCCCUGAGGUAGAGAUAGGAUUUGGAUGAAGAAAUAGAUUUCUAAAAACAAUUUAAGAUCAUCCUAUAAUAUUUUCUUUGGAAACUGAUUUAGCCCAGGGUAUUUUAAAGAAAGAAAAGAGAAAGUCUAGUUUAUCUUCUCCAUACGAAUGGCAUUUGUAUAUUCAUAAGCUAUUUUUGGUAAGAAUUUUAAGUCUUUUAGCUGAAUGCCUACAGGGACUAUGACCCCCCUUCCUUUCAAUCACACUUUAAAUUGUACAAACACUUUAUAAGAAGCAGAUUAUUGAUGUUAAAACACGGCCACAUACAGCUGCUUGGCACCUACACUCCCCUCCCAGUGACAUCCAUGAGCCUGUUGUUUUUUAUGUGACUUGUAGAGAUGUUUUUUAGUUUAUAAUGGAAAAUGUAUGUACCCUGAAAAUUACUUAUUUUGUUUAACUUUGGUAUAAAAGUGUUUGGACAUUUUCUUGGGGAGGGGGUGAGGAUUGCAAAAGAGGUCUGUCUCCCUCCCACAUCAAAACAACUCAAAGAAUUAAGUAUUUAUUAUAUUUUUUGCAGAUGUUUCCAUACAAUUCACAUAACCUUUUUGUAAAGAGAGAUGAAGAAAUGGAUUAAAGAUUUUUAAUAUUUGAAAUGGUAAAUAGAACUAAUUUAUUUGUAAUAUAUUUCUGUUAUUUAUAGAUGUCUCCUUAAUGUUUUACUGUGUUUUAGCACUUUGAUUUAAGCCCUAGCCUGUGAAUUUACCAUUUCUUUUUUAAAACAUGUCUAAAUGCAUAUUUUAAAUAAAUGGAAUAUAAAUCCCUAGCAUAUCUAAAUUCCCAAAUGUAAUUUUUAAAAAUUAUUUUGGCUUAGAAAAAAAAGAUUCAUUUAAAGCCUUCAGCUGGAGGGGUGGAACCAUUUUUCUGGCUUUGUGAAUUGGAAUUUCAUAGGCUUAUUUACCUAGACUGUGUGUGGACAAAAAAAAAAAAAAAAAAGUUGUAAAUAGAUGAAUGUUUCCCAUAAUGUAAAAAGAAUAAAUUAAUAAAAUAACUAAUGCACUGCUUUCA
Messenger RNA from Erinaceus europaeus (western European hedgehog), 5700 nucleotides. RefSeq names its product DLG associated protein 1 (gene DLGAP1). The transcript has 14 exons. The record is from RefSeq and is a predicted model, not a curated record. Lineage: Eukaryota; Metazoa; Chordata; Mammalia; Eulipotyphla; Erinaceidae. Gene Ontology annotation, molecular function: molecular adaptor activity. Gene Ontology annotation, biological process: signaling. Gene Ontology annotation, cellular component: glutamatergic synapse; postsynaptic specialization. The coding region runs from base 533 to 2563 and encodes 676 amino acids.